This is a messenger RNA of Xiphias gladius (swordfish), 2179 nucleotides long. RefSeq lists its product as uncharacterized. The record is from RefSeq and is a predicted model, not a curated record. The transcript is spliced from 10 exons. Lineage: Eukaryota; Metazoa; Chordata; Actinopteri; Istiophoriformes; Xiphiidae. The coding region runs from base 138 to 1184 and encodes 348 amino acids.
GAGCAAAAGGGUCGUGGAAACAGGAACAAAACAAGAGAAAAACUCAACAGCCUCGCUGAUGAUCACACACCGUCUUUAAGAAACUAAAUCUGAGAGAAGUUGAAGGGGGAGAGAGCGAGAAAAGCAAAUUCGUCACCAUGAUGAGGUCGUGGCGUCGCCUCUGCUUCAUCUUUCUAGCAAUUUCUUCGACCUCCAGGGGACUUGACACCUCUGAUUCACCGCAGGACAAGGAGAAGGAAGGUUCCCUCGCCCCCUUUACUGAAUCCCCAUCCUUGAAGUUACUGAAUGAGACUGAAAAGGAAGCUUCCCACCCCACACUGGCCACCCCCUCCUCUCAGACUCACACGACAGAGAGCGAAACGAAUCUGCUUUCAGGAGACGUUACGACUCUGGAAGAUAAAAGGGAGACAGAUGAAGGUUACGACGACGAUUCCUUUAACACAACAGUGGAAAGCGGUGAAAGUACAGAGGCCCCUACGACAACCCUGAGCAGCGUGCCAGGGAGCGCGAGGGAGGAUGGCGAAGUUGCCACGGUCUCUAUGGCGACGGCAAGCACCUCAUCAAAGCCAGUAACAUCUGAAGACGCGGGAAGUAUGUCCCUGGGUUAUUUGAUCCUGGUACUGAUCAUCUUGGCGAUCAUUGUUCUGUGUGUCAUCCUCUACUUUCUCAGGAGAGUCUCCAGGUCAUACUCGUUCGAUCUUCAGCGUCAAGAUCCCAUGAUCCAGCAAUUCAGCGAACCAACCGGCACCUUUGAAACAGUCUACCUGGAUGAUCUAGAUCGACCAGCCCCUAAAGAUCAAGCGGCCACUAAUGACCUAUCACCUCCUCCAGUAGCCAACGGCACAGGUCUACAGGGCUCCCAUGGAGAAAACGCUCCACAGGAACAGCCAGAUGCGAACGGUCUGGAGACUUUGCCCACCGGUAACACUGGCCCCUCAUUGGGCAAUGACCCAGCUGACUCGACAUGCAACACGUCGAGCAGUACAAACCUCUUCUUCGAUGCUACGGCGGAGGUGCCGCAGAACGAAAACAACAACAACCCCUCGGUUUUCUCCAGUGGCCCAUUUGUCGAAAUAAACCUGGACGAGCCGGCGUGGUGCGAUCAGCUCCUCACCUCUCCUGAAGCUACCUCUUCUGUCCUCCCCUUCUCUCCUCUCUCCUUCCCCUCCGCCUCCUCCUCUUAGCGCCAUCAGUGAUGACCGCAAGAUCGGCGUGGAGGCAGACACUGUGUCUUUUAAAUAACCACAACAUCAGCAACUUUUAUUUCCAGUCUGCUGCCAGACAGCCUGAGUUAGUUGUCAGUGAACGGCGUAUAAAUCUCAGCCAACAAGCUGUGAAUAGGAAACUAGCUUGAACCGUCUCGUUGUGGUGUGUUUAAAUGCGUUCUCUGCUUCGAACCGAACAGUCAGAUAAUGUUUUUUUGUUUUUUUUUCUAAAUGGAGGUUACUUUUGACAUAGUAACCUUCCUGUCCUCAGCUCCAGUUUCUACACCAGUCAGCUCAGUUAACCUGGCCCAACCCUUAGCUGGCUCAGUAGCUAACUAGCUAGCCGGAUGACUCAUUGGUUUUGUGUUAUCACCGUGGAUGGAUUUUGACAAAAAGAGUCCCCGGGCACAGACAGGUAAAAAGCCCCCUACCCUCCCAUAUAGGACCCCCAGACUGAAAGAGAUUCUUAGUGGUCGUUUUGCGUCUUUUAACUGAGCUCUUUGACCUCGAAACAAGAAAUAAACAUAAUAUUAACAGUUAUUUCAUGCAGAAGCUUGGGCCCCCUGACCUCUUGAUCACCUGGGCCUGUGCCCGUGGGCCCGUUUGGUAAUCCAUCCAUGAUUACCGCAAUAGUCUUUUUAAAAUUAAUGAGGAACCUCCGUUUUUUGAUGGAGCACCGUUUUCAGUUGCGCCUCAAGAGUUGUUUCUCAAAGUACAAAUAUAUAUUUCUAGCAAGCUGUCAUAAAUCUGUUUCCUACAUUUCUGUGGUGCGGUCCUGACUAAACAGUAUUUCAAGUGCCACAGUUAUUGUAAACAAGUUCUCUAUAUUUUUUUUCGGUAAUUCUUCAAAUGCUGUAAAACACAUAUACAUUCAUAUACAUUUAAAAUCUAAAUUUUGUGACAUUAUGAAUGUCUCUGUGUAUAAUACUACGAGCUGACAUGCUUUCUGGCCCGUGUGUUUUAAUUUGCUAUAU